UCCUUCAUUCUCGUCUUCGGUCUUCAGAAGCGACGCUACUACUACAGGGAGAAAUGUUUUGGGCGGUGUAAUGGCGCAGCGGGGAAAUGCUUGACUAACGUAUAGAAAUCGAAUAAAUAAAUAGCUAAUAGCAAGCAGAAGGUUGAAGGAAGAUGCUGAAAGGCGUCAUCUCUCCCUGCGCGGGAGGAGGCAGUGGUCAGCUUCCUCCUGUAUUCUACUAGAAGAAAAUCUCACCACAGGGCUCUGUGGGCGCCCGGAGUCGGAAUCGACUAGAUAAAUAAAUAAUAUUGGGGGCGUGGCCUGUUCAACAGAUUUUCGCAGACCUAAUAUAAGAAAUACCAGAGGUACCAGGAUUAGCCAGUCGAGUUUUGAGACGCUAGGAAGUGCGCCAGGACUGAAGCUUCUCCACUGAGGGAACUUUAGAAGGGAAGUGGGGGGAGGACCCGGCUCCCCGGGAAUGCCCACAAAAUUGAUUUUUUUAAAAAGCCAAAACUUUAUCCCCCACCUCACCCCCCGCCGCCACCGCAAACUACAGAGUGAUCUCCUCAAAUUCACCUCGCAUCUGUGAUAGGGAGCCGUUUGCUCCGACUGGGGCAGAAUUCCAGCCUUUGGCAAGCUUUAAUCGUGGGACGAUUUGCCUCUCUGAACCGCGAGGUGUUUUGAAAGUGCUGCAGAGAUCCGUCAAAAGGACGUGGCUGGACAGAACACCUCUCAAGGAAACUGGCCUGACCUUGGAGGUGAAAAAACCAUCACUGAGUCAUCAGAAUGUGUGCCCAGCCCGAAGAAAAUGAAGGUUGAAUGCUUUGCUAAAACAGAUGAAAUGAUUAGUUCCAACUGUGGUACCCGGGUUGCCCAGCAAGCCAGUCCCUCUGAGGCCAGCAAGACCGAGUGCCAAACAACCCCCUGCCCUAAGACACCAUCUCCCCAGAAAUGCAGUCCUGGAAUAGGACAGACUUCUUCUUCUUCAUUUAAUGUAUCUUUUGGGAGGCUUCCUAGCCCACAAGUUACACGUCGAUCCUUGCGUCGCUGCAGUCUAAAGCAGGGCACUAGUCGCCGGAAAUCACUGCCCCCUCUUCAAGCAGAUAUUACUGAACUAAGCAAAGCAAUCAGUUUGGACUUGCCAGAGGCAGACAGGAUGAUAGAACUUCUCCUCUCCAGCUUCCAGUAUUCUGCCGAGAAACUUGAGUACUCCUUAAGGCAGACUGAAGGUUUUAAUCCUGAAACUUUUGAACAAAAAGUGAACUUAAUUUCUGAAGAGCUGCGGCACUGCGUCAAGAGACUGAAACUAGAUGGAACUCUACAAAAAUGCCUGGAGGACCCCAGAGGAGGUUCAUCAGAUCCUGCAUUGGAUAAAUCGAUUGCUGUCUUAAAGGAGAACAUAGCCAGAUUCUCUGCGGAAGAUCAAGCUUGGGAUCAGCUCCUUCUUUCCUACCAGAAACGUGCUGAAGAAAUAUCCAGGCAGCUACAGGAGUACAAGCUAAAGCAAGUGUCAGAGGAGCCUUUUAGCUAUCUUGGAACAUCCCAGGCCCAUGUGCUUCAAGCCAAGCCAGACUACCAGAAAAUAUUGGAUUGCCAAGAAAAGGUUUUUGAUUGCAUGGAGCUAGUGCUGGAUGAGAUACAUCAGGUGGUGAAAAUUUGUCAAGUAUAUACAGAAGACAUUACACGGUAUCUUCAGAAGCUGUCGGUGCAACUUGCAUCGAGGACUUUCCAGAGAUUAGAAAACUCUCCAGCACGGAAACUGCUCAGGCUUCCCCAGACAAAGCCGUCUUUACCUCAGCCUCCAGAAGGGUAGAGGCAGCUGCAUUUAUGUCCUGUUUUGUAGGCCUUGCUGAUGCCGCUGAUGGCCAGUUCUCAACGCCAUCUUCCUCCUGUGGAUUUCUUUUCUUUUCUGUCUGACUUGAGCUACACUUUAGGGGUGAUGCCAUUUUUGCCUCACAGUUGAGGGUGACAGAUAUAAAAAGAUGUGUUAUACUCUUGGUCAGAUCCUUGCCUGACAGUAAUACUUCCAUUCCACCAACCAAGUUGCUCUUGCUCAGUGUAGUUCCAACAAAGCACAAUGCAUUCAAUCUAUUUGGAACAUAGCAGGAGAUCACAGUCCCUCCACUCCAUUAUGCAGGAAGAAGAAAAGAACACUUAUCUCUAGUUUUCCCUCCCAGUACGUGACAAUUUCAUUAGCUUGUAAGAAAAGAGCCCUUUUCUGCCUUGGACACUUGGCAGUGACUAUAGACUGCUGCUUUUUGUGCAAACACAUAUAUUAAUAGUGCAACACCAAGAGCUUAGUCACAAAACCAAAAACUGGCCAAAUUUUCAAUGCUGUCUCCUUCAUCUAAAUGCAUCCUUCCCUUUUGAUGUUGCACUUCUGAUGUGCAACAUCAGAAGAACGUGUGCAACAUGUUCUGAUGUUGUACAUCAGAAGUGAAACAACCCUCUGAAAAAGAAAACAGGCUUGUGACAUUUUUCUUCAUGGAACUUUUAAAUCUUCAUCUCUCACAGUACACAGUAUUUCUUUCUACCUCCUUGGAUUGUUCCUCUUAUGGGUUGCAAAUCUGUCCAGUUUGAACUCCAAGAAGCUAUGUUCUUACAACAGUGUUUGUAGUUCUCUCAUCCUGAGCACUUUUAGAAUUAAAUUUAAUUGCAGUGAAA
This is a messenger RNA of Hemicordylus capensis (graceful crag lizard), 2643 nucleotides long. It is a transcript of the gene DSN1, whose product is annotated as DSN1 component of MIS12 kinetochore complex. Gene Ontology annotation, cellular component: MIS12/MIND type complex. The record is from RefSeq and is a predicted model, not a curated record. The transcript is spliced from 12 exons. NCBI's taxonomy places the organism in Eukaryota, Metazoa, Chordata, Lepidosauria, Squamata, Cordylidae. Gene Ontology annotation, biological process: cell division; mitotic sister chromatid segregation. The coding region runs from base 788 to 1792 and encodes 334 amino acids.